UUGGCAAGAUGGCGGCCGCGCUCGUGCGUUUCCGAACAAGAUAUUUUCUAUGGAAAUAUUUUUAUUUUGAGAGGACGGCAACGCGGUUUUUCAAUUCCUUCGGAUUGGAAAACAACUUAGUCAAACGGCUAAGGAAUUUACGUAUCGAAAAACCGACAGAAAUUCAGGAAAAGGCCCUGAGACCAGUUUUAGAAGGAAGAAACACAAUCAUUAAUGCAGAAACAGGAAGUGGAAAAACUCUUUGUUACCUUCUUCCUAUUAUCAAUAAACUUCUUGUGGACAAAGAAACAGUUUCUAAGCCACCAUAUGCUCUUGUGUUGCUGCCCACUAUUGAACUUUGCCAUCAGGUUGCCAAUGUGUUUCAAAGUCUAACAGAUGAUUCAAUGCAGCCAUGCACUGUUCAUAAAGACUCCAAGUUACAUAUAAACUCCAAACACCCCAUUGUACUGGCCACACCCAGUGCCUUGCUCACCUAUAGCCCCAGGACUCUACGUAACAUUAGAGUAGUGGUUACUGAUGAAGCAGACCUCUUGUUAACCAAUGGACAACAAGAAAUUUAUGAAAUUCUCAGUUAUUUUAUGGGUAUAGAGAUCACAACGAAGAGGCGGAAAAAGCUAAGAUCAAAGUCUUUAAAAGUUGUAAAUAAUGCUGAAGUACAUGGUAAGGAAUCAAAUGAACACAAUUUGAAUGAAACUGUACAUUUGCCAGUUGAAGGGUCAGGUUUUCAAGCCAGCACAACUCCUCUGGCCCUGCAUCGGCAAUUUAUCUUUGUGGCUGCAACGUUGCCUUCACGUGGGGAAAAGGACAUUUAUAAUGUGUUGAGGGAAUGGUUACCAGAUGCUGAAUUUAUCUCCACAGAUUUGGCCCAUCACACAGUGCCAACAGUAGAUAUAUGUUACGUUAAGGUAGAAGAUGCUCUUAAAUUGCCUGAGUUGUUGCGUUGCCUGAAUUCGUUAGCGGGGUCGAUCAGGUAUCCACUUAGCAAUAUUGGAAGAGCAAAGAAUGGAAACGUAACUUCCAUGCAGAAAGUAAAUGUUGAUCAUAGCACAAAUGAUUCUAGCAAUAAAAAAGAUGAAGACAAAUCGUAUUCAGUUGAAAAGGUGGCUGGGAGAUUGGAUCUUGUAAAGGAAAUUAAUAUUGAUGGUGAAACUCAAGGAAGGCAAGGAGAAGCUUGUUUUGAGCCAGUUCGUCUGAAAAAUUUACGAGUGUUGGUGUUUGUUAACACGACAAAAGCAGCAGAGGAAGCUUAUAACUUUCUCAAUGGCACUGCAGAGCAAGGACAGAGAGACUCAGUGCCUUGGAAACAUGUCGUUCUGAAUGAUCAAACUAUAAGUAUUUGGCAAAAUGACCCGGGAGAAUCGGACAUUGGUGUUGAGGCAAAAGCACAAAGACGUGUUGUGAUACGUACUGGGUACAUCGAUCUAUGGCCAGGCAAAGUUGGUCAGAUUCACAAAAAUAUCUUGCCCGAUGAAAGAAUAGAUACGCUAAAGAAAUUUACAUCUGGAGAAUUGAAGGUCUUGAUUUGCACAGACUUAGCAUCUAGAGGGUUGGACAUCCCGGAUGUUAGUCAUGUGAUUCAGUUGGACUUUGCCCUGAGUGCCACUCAGGUGCUGCAUCGCACGGGGAGGACGGCUAGGGCGGGUGCAUCGGGUAAAGUGAUAAACCUUGUCACCGAAAAUGACCAAGAUCUAGCUCGCGCUGUACGAGCUUGUGACCAGUCCCGGAGCAGUGACGGUUAUCAAGCCACGUUUAGCAGAAAAAGAAGGUUCAGGAAGAAAUUGAAAAAGAACGCUAUUGCUUUAGCUGACAAGCUGUAAUACCCCCGCUGUUGAUUUUUGUCCACACUGUGCGCAGAUUUGUCCCCACGAUGAUAGGGUGAUCUGUCACCUUUUUCGCCACGAAUAAAUGGAGAUUAAGGAUGAUA
Molecule: messenger RNA, 1924 nt
Organism: Pocillopora damicornis (cauliflower coral)
Lineage: Eukaryota; Metazoa; Cnidaria; Anthozoa; Scleractinia; Pocilloporidae
Molecular function (GO): RNA helicase activity; ATP binding; nucleic acid binding
Source: RefSeq, a predicted model, not a curated record